UCUCCAAGCUCAUGACCAUGCAAUUAUGGCACGCCGCGCACACCACAGUUCUGGCAUAGAAAUUGCACUAAAAUUAUUGGCACCUUACAAUAAUACAAGUGAAAUACACCUUAGACAUGUGCAUGAAGAAGCUAUUAUGAUGGGUAAAGAAUAUAGAAAUUUUGUCUAUUCUUUGCCACUAGAUAAUAAUAUAAAAGAUCUUUUGGCUUCUGACUUAGAAAUAAACUGGAUUUGUGACGAGUGGAGGCAAUGUUUUAUCGAUGGUGGACGGGCACUACAUGCAUAUGAUCUGGCCAAUACCAAACCAAUGACUACAAACAACCUUACUGAGUGUAUGCAUAAAACGGUAGAAACACGACGUAGUGGAACACAAACGGUCAUUUCAUUUAUUGAACAUUUGUAUAGUAUUAAAAUUCUUCGAGAUUCAUUAGUUCAAAAUGAACUUGGUGAAACCUCAUUUAAUGCGGGUUUGAUAACAUAUUGGAAUAUGCGUACAAUCGAACAUAAACAAUUUCCACACAAAAAACCAAUUGAUUUAAAACAUCGAAUCAACCAAGGGCAUCUCUAUGUACUUCUUGGUCUAGUUAUGCCAGUAAUUGGACAUGAAAAUUACAUGUUUGUUAAAAAACA
Messenger RNA from Racocetra persica, 630 nucleotides. NCBI's taxonomy places the organism in Eukaryota, Fungi, Glomeromycota, Glomeromycetes, Diversisporales, Gigasporaceae. The record is from the annotation of a GenBank genome assembly.